UAAUGGUCUAUUGCUCAUCUGAUAUUUUUUGAACUGUUCUAUUUGUUCCAUAAGAUGACAAACAAAAUUCUACUUUAUUUUAUACACUUCCACCUACUUAUAACUUAACGGAAACGUAUACGAAAGUUGUACUUCUCAAAUCGCACACACAGUGCAUAAAUUACAUAAAUUACAGUCACACAAAUUACAUAUUACGGUUACAGAAUGCAUCGGUUAUAAUUACCUGCGUUUAUAGCAAUUUAUUUCCUAGUAAAUUGCUAUGGGCACAAAAAUCAAUUGAGACACGACAAAAAUGAAUCUUUUAUGUAUUUUAAUGUCACUUGCUUUGGCAAAUGUUUUCGCCACCGAAUUAGAUGACUAUGUUAAUCAGGUUUUAAUAACAAACGUUCAUAUGAAGCGUGCAAAAAAUAGCAUGCCAAAAAUAAUUAAAAAUAUUCUGGAAAAGUCUAUAGUAUAUAACAGAAUAGAGAAAAUGGCUUAUAUGUUGGCAACACCGGAAAGGGAUAACCCAAACCUAGAGAUUCGUGAAAAGAUAGAGUACCAGAAAAUGAUGCAAUCAGAAAUAAGUGCUGAAACAGGUAUCGAUGCACCUGAGAUAAAAGGAGAAAAUUUGGCCAAACUAUUAGAAGACAGAAGAAUUACUACUACAACAUCUUUAAGAAAUAAAAUUAUCCGUGCAUCAGAUAAUAUAAGAGCUGAAUUUCUAUCUGAAUUGGGAAGUGCAAGGAGAGUUAUGACUCUAGAAGCUAUAAAAUCAUUAAUACGUCAAAACGAUCCACUGUUCUUGAAUUUGUUCAGGAUGUGUAGUUUAAUAGGAUUGUUCAGAAGCAUUAAAUACCCUCGUUUAAAUUUAGUCACUGUUUACACUAUGAGAGAUGGACAUUGUUUCAUAUUAGAUAUAAACAUGAAUGCUAACGUGUAUACAUUCAUUAAUGGUGAAAUUUGGGAAGUAGAACCAAAUCCAAGAAAUCGAGCUCCAAUUCGGCCUUUUUUUCGCGAGUUACAAGACCAGGAAUUACAAUGAUAACAGCUUAUUUUAUAGUAAUGUUAUUGUUUUGUAAAAAUAAUUUCGUCAUACCGCACUAAUAACCAAAUUGUCAGUAAAUUUUAUUUAUUUCAUAAUAAACAGUUUAA
This is a messenger RNA of Adelges cooleyi (spruce gall adelgid), 1134 nucleotides long. RefSeq lists its product as uncharacterized. The record is from RefSeq and is a predicted model, not a curated record. The coding region runs from base 293 to 1024 and encodes 243 amino acids. NCBI's taxonomy places the organism in Eukaryota, Metazoa, Arthropoda, Insecta, Hemiptera, Adelgidae. The transcript is spliced from 12 exons.